Molecule: messenger RNA, 3228 nt
Organism: Guyanagaster necrorhizus
Lineage: Eukaryota; Fungi; Basidiomycota; Agaricomycetes; Agaricales; Physalacriaceae
Exons: 31
Coding region: 12-3098 (1028 amino acids)
Biological process (GO): reciprocal meiotic recombination; double-strand break repair via homologous recombination
Cellular component (GO): nucleus
Molecular function (GO): DNA translocase activity; ATP binding
Source: RefSeq, a predicted model, not a curated record
CAUUCACCAUCAUGCCUGCUUUCCAGCCCCUACAAAGCAGCGGAAAACGGAAAAUCGACGAACCAGAAUCUCAAAGUCGCAAGCGUCCAGCAUUGAUUACAGGAUCUGCUGGCAGUUCUGAAUACUGGAUGGUUCAAUGGAGAAACCAUCAGACAAAGAAACAUAAGACAUGGGAAGGGGAUGGUGUUCUCGUUGUCGAAGGAUCACAAGCCACUCUGUUUGAUACAGAUGGAAAACCGAUGGGGCAGGCCGCACGUCCAGCUUCACUCUAUGAAGGUCUAGAAAUAGGCGUCGGUGGGAAGGAUAUUGGUUUGGAAUGUCGCACAAGUCGAGCAGAAUACCUCUCCGGCACAUGUUUCGGUCAAGCGGCUGCUGUUUCUGCCCCACUUGUGACUUCUGUUGGUCCGUCAAAGGCUUUUGCGCCCCUCAAGCUAUCGACGCUGCCGCAGCCGAAGCCCAUCUCAAUGGAGAGAAAAAGUGUACCUUUGGAACAAGUCGAUCUCCUGUCGGCGCCAUGCAAAUCCCCAACAAAGGAAAAUAUCAUAAGUCUGGAGAGUCACUGGAUCGCAAAUUGGAGAAAUGUGGGCAACAAGAAGAGCUCGGGGGGUGACGCCUUCGUCUCCCAUACCGGAAAAAUAGUCACGCUCACUUCAGAUACAGGGAAAAGACUUUCUACUUUGGCGUGGAAAGGUACCUCAUUACAAAGCGGGCAAACGCUCUACUUUGGCGGCAAGGAGGUGCAACUGUUUAAUCAAGUUUCUCUUUCCGACUUGCCCAAUCAGUCUGGGGAUGUCGAUGUUCCCACAAAUCAGAAAUCCCCUGCCCUUUUCGGAGCGAGCGAUAGCGUUAAAAAGUUUGUCACUCCUCUGUCGGCGGGCGGUGUUUCCCCGGCAACCUUUUACGGAUCUGUCAAGAAGCCCGCCAAGCCACUACACGAUCCUAAUGCAGGAGGCGCGAUUGUCAUGAAGGCUCCGACCAAAGAGCACACACAAAAAUACAACAAGAAGAAUGGCGCUAUCUUACCCGUCGUGCUUGAUCCUGUCAUCGCCAGCAAAUUGCGACCACAUCAAAUUGAAGGCGUAAAAUUUAUGUAUGAGUGUGUAAUGGGUCUCCGUAAACACGAAGGUAGAGGGUGCAUACUUGCAGAUGAAAUGGGUCUGGGCAAGACCUUGCAGACAAUCAGUCUGGUUUGGAUGCUGUUAAGACAGAACCCCUACUCCGGCAUGGGCCCUGUGGUCGAGAAGGUUCUGAUCGUCUGCCCCGUUUCAUUAAUCAACAACUGGAAAGCUGAAUUCCACAAAUGGUUGGGGAGAGAUAGAGUGGGGGUGACCGUUUGCGACAAGGAGAAGAAUGCGGUCCCUGUGUUCAUCAACUCUAAACCUCAGAAAGUAUUAAUAAUCGGGUAUGAGAGACUUCGUACCGUAAUAAAAACCUUGUCCGCUUGCGUACCCCCGAUCGGGUUAAUCAUAUGCGACGAAGGACACCGGCUAAAAUCUGCUAACAGCAAGACUACUGCAAUGUUUGAUGCUUUAAGGACGCCCAGACGAAUAAUCCUCUCAGGUACUCCGAUUCAGAAUGACUUGGGCGAAUUUCAUGCAAUGGCCGACUUUUGUAACCCCGGAUUACUCGAUGAAUAUAGCGCGUUCCGUCGCAUCUACGAGGCGCCUAUUCUCAAGAGUCGUGCACCAGACUGUACGUCAAAGGACACAGAAAUUGGAGAAGCGCGUCUGGCACAGCUGAUGUCGGUCGCAAAGAGCUUUGUGUUACGGAGAGAAGCCAAAAUUCUUGGUAACUAUUUACCGCCAAAACAUGAAUACGUUGUUUUUAUCACGCCUACGGCUCUUCAGGUGUCUAUAUUCUCGAAACUCCUACAACCCGACAAAUUGGAUGAUCUUGUACAAGGAUCUACAGCCGAGUCACUCGCCCUCAUGAACCUACUAACCAAAGUCAGCAAUAGUCCUAUCCUCCUUAAGGCCACUGCCGACAAAGAAAGUGCUGGUGGUGAUCAAGACAACACUGUACGAAAACAGAGCGUAAGAGAAACGCUUUGCUGUAUUCCUGAGAGGGCACAGCUCGACGAUAUGUCCUUAAGUGGAAAGCUACUGGCUUUGUCUCGUCUUCUGGAGCAUAUCAAAGACACUACCGAGGAGAAAUGUGUUCUGGUUUCUCACUAUACGUCCACUCUUAAUAUUCUCGAAGCAUAUUGUAAGAAGAUGCAUUAUAGCUAUUAUCGACUCGACGGGCAAACCCCGACGGCCAAACGUCAAGAAUACGUUAACGUAUUCAACAAGACAAGCCAGACCAGCAGUUUCAUUUUCUUGUUGAGUUCGAAGGCAGGAGGUGUCGGAAUUAAUCUUAUUGGUGGGUCAAGACUAUGUUUAAUCGACUCAGACUGGAAUCCAAGUCAUGACCUGCAGUCAAUGGCAAGAUGCCACCGGGAUGGCCAGAAGAGGCCCGUCUACAUUUACAGAUUCUUGACCGCGGGUACCAUUGACGAGAAGAUAUAUCAGCGCCAAGUUACGAAACUGGGUUUAAGUAACUCUCUCAUGGGAUCUGCCUCCGGUUCCUCCAAAAGCGACUCGUUUACCCGAAAAGACCUUCGCGACAUCUUCCGAAUCCACCCAGACACGCUCUGCAACACACACGAACUCCUCGAAUGCCCUUGCGACGAUCAGCCCACAGCCGCUUUUUCCCAACCCGAACCCAUCUCAGACUUAGAUGACAAAGAUUCCGACUCCGACUCGCAUAAAGGUUUCAGGGUAGCAUCCCAGGUUAGUGUGAGCAAGCUGAACAAGAUGGAUAAAGCUUACGCACAGAAGAAGAGAGAGGGCUUGGCAGCUCUGAGCGAAUGGAAACACAUUAGCUGCAUAGGCAGCGAUAACCAUAAAGAUAUUCAAGACGACAUCCUCCGAGAGAUAAUGUACGUCCCUGAACUCAAGCAGAAGGACUCGUCGCAGACACAGACAGAAGGUCUGAUAGCCCAAUUGGAUACAGUUGGGAAGAAUGGCAUACACGGGGUUCCUGGUGGUACGAUCUCGUUCCUCUUCCAAAAGACUACAGAGGGAGCUGGCUCGGAGGAUCCGAGCUCCGCACUCUGAUUUGCUGCAGAAUGCUCUGAAGACUGGAGGACAUUUCUUUAAUCGUAAUUGUAUGAUACAGGCACAUUUCAGCACUGGUGCUUCACUGUAUAAAGUAACGAUACCGUUAAUUGAUAUAUCUGUAUCUCCC